Molecule: messenger RNA, 3787 nt
Organism: Ictalurus punctatus (channel catfish)
Lineage: Eukaryota; Metazoa; Chordata; Actinopteri; Siluriformes; Ictaluridae
Gene: senp2
Product: SUMO specific peptidase 2
Exons: 17
Coding region: 155-1960 (601 amino acids)
Biological process (GO): protein desumoylation
Cellular component (GO): nucleus
Molecular function (GO): deSUMOylase activity
Source: RefSeq, a predicted model, not a curated record
UUGGGAAUCGGCUCCCAGGUCAAAAUAACGUAGUAGUAAAGCUUGUUAGGAUUGAACGGCGUGUCGCAGUUGAUGUUGUGGUGAAGUUUAUAAUUUUUUAAGGAUCCUGGCAUUAACAAAUAGGCGGGUGUCUGAGUCUUCGUGGUGGUUUGUAAUGUAUGAAUGGAUAGUUGAUGGACUGUCGUCGUUGUUUGUUCCGUUUUCCGUGUUUUCUGGAGGGAAUUCUCCGAGCUGGCCUACAGACGGUAACCCGCCGCCACCACCACCACGAGACGCAGUCACUACAGAAACGCAACAACAGGAAAAUUACCGUCCUGCCAAACGAAACUAUCAGAGUGUCCACUCUCCUGAUGGUGUAUCAGAGCACCUGGAAAUCAAAAGACCGAGACGAGAUGUGAUCGUCCGAGUUGUCAAGAAGACUUUCGCCGGGAUCGCAGGGCUGCUCCGUUUGCGACAACGCAAGCCUUGCCGUUAUGAAAAAGAGAGAGAUUGUAGAGGAACGCAGAUCGGACAUGUUGCUCUAGUGGGAAUUGACGAAAUUCACAGCAACGGCCUAAAUAAGUGGACGAUUGGUGGGGAUGUUAAAAUGGAGAAACCAAGAGAAAUGGGGCUGAGUGGUAAAGAGAAGAGUGUGCCAAACUUCUGCGUAGGUGCCCAGCCACCGAUGAGGAAACCUGAAAGCGGAUCGUUGUUAUUUAUGGGAAAUCAGGACAGGCAGAGAGAGCGUCCACACAGGAGGUCACUGCACCUGCUGCCGUCACGCCCUGUCCUCCCUGAGACUGGUCCAGCCGGCCGUGCACACAAACCCUGCCUCGCCGUGGAGGAGGUAGGGUACACGAGGCAGACAAAAACCGCCCUGAAGGAAAGCGACAGAGAGCAUUACAGAAAGCUGGUGGAGAUGGUGUCUGAGAAGUACUCAAAGAAUAAGCCAUUGCCGUUUGGACGAGUGAAACCGGCAAUCACAACUUUUCCUCAUGGCCGUACUACUCCUGAAAUCAGCAAACCUACACCAAUCAAAGUAAACCCUCAUGCACCAGUGUGGAGGAAUUCCACUUUAAUAAACCAUAUAAAGGACAGUGUACCAGUCAGUGACGUUGGGAGGAAGAAACCAGACCAACCUUCAAAUAAAAACAGGCCGUUAGACGUGGAUCUGUCCGUCGAGGUAGAAACCCGGCUGAACCUGAAGGACAGAGAGACUGCUGCAGUGUGCCAGUCAGCGCUUCAGAGCCGCUCCGAACCGCUUUUUGAUCCAGGGAAGCACCUGGAGGAGGAGUUUCCCAGACUGACCAAGGAGAUGCAGCAGGAGGUGAGUGCUGCUCUUGCACAGAGAGAUCCUGACUUAAUCCUGAGCAGCGCUUUCAAACUGCGCAUCACACAGAGAGAUCUGGUAACCCUGCAGGAGGGAAGCUGGCUCAAUGACGAGGUGAUCAAUUUCUACCUUAACUUGGUGAUGGCACGGACAGAGCAGGAAGUGGGCGGGAGGAAGGUGUACUGCUUCAGCACCUUCUUCUUCCCUAAGCUGCAUGGCGGCGGUCACGCUGCUGUGCGCCGCUGGACCAAGGCUGUCGAUCUCUUCCUCUACGACAUCAUCCUCAUCCCCCUGCACCUAGGGGUCCACUGGUCUCUCGCCGUUGUUGACUUCAGAGCGAAGUCUGUGAGGUCGUAUGACUCCAUGGGUCAGAGGCAUGAUGACAUCUGUAACCUGAUACUGAUGUACAUGAAGGAGGAGUACGAGGUCAAAAAAGGCAAAGAUCUUGAAAUCUUAAAGUGGACAGUGACUAGCUUGCGAGCCACUGAAGUUCCUCAGCAAAAGAACGGAAGUGACUGCGGAGUGUUCGUGUGCAAGUAUGCUGACUACAUCGCACGUGGACGUCCCUUUACCUUUAGACAGUGUCACAUGCCGUAUUUCCGUAAAGUGAUGAUCUGGGAGAUUCUGAAUCAGAAGCUGCUACAGCAGUAGGAGGAGGGGGAAAAAAUAAUAAAUGAACUAAACUUGUCCUGACCAAAGCACCAGACCACACAACGUUCAUCCUCCACGUUUCUCUACAGACGUCUGCUUCUGUUCUACCCUCAAACCCGUCCGGUUUGUUUAGACGGGCGAUGGUGUUUAAAUCACAGGGGUGUGUGUGGAUUCAGAGGGAUGAAGGUUUGUGUUAGAUGGUGAGUCACAUAAUCAGUACAUGGAAGUUUUUGUUCUAACUGCUUUGUUAAUGAAGCAUUUGUCAUUCCUAGAAUUGUCUUAUCACCCCUAGGGGUGUGUGCGUGUGCAUGUGUAUAAGGUUGUUGUGCUCCUUCUCUUGACUUUGAGGUGUGAUUAAAGGAGUAUUUGAAUGUACACUAAUGUAAGAAGUGCAGGGCAGUCUUUUUUCUCUUUUUUUUUUUUUUUUUUUUUUUUAAAGCAGGGCCCGUCAAUUUUUUCCCUCAAGUGUGCUGAACCUAUUGUAUUAUUAUUAUUAUUAUUAUUAUUAUUAUUAUUUUUUAUUUUUUAUUUUUUUAUUAUUAUUAUUGUUAUUUUUUAAACCACCAAUUUUGAACAAGGGGGGGCGGGAGAAAGGAAGAAAAUUGUGUACUUAUUCACACGAGAGUGUGAGUCUUAAUACAAUUGGAUGUAAAAAUGUUAUUUUUUCUUUCCCAGCAACCACAGAUAAUGACUGAAGUGAAUGUAUGUGAGAAUUGACAGUACCUGAGCUGCCGAUUGCAGUGAAAGCAGCAGUAUUUAUUGCGUGUGGUUGAGUCCAGAGUGCCUUGAUGAUGGCUUUUUGUCCGCAUUUUUUUUCUUUUUUCUAAAUCUACAGGAGUCAAAUAGAUUUACUAAAAUACACUACUUGAGUGCUACUGGAGGUGUGUGUGUGUGUGUGUGUUUGCUUGAAAUGAGACAUUACAGAGGUAUGUACAAUAUGAUAAAGCGGAUACCUGUUUUUAUAUAUUCGACUUGGAUGAUAUGCUAUAUUUGUAAUGCAAGUAUUGUUUUGUUUUUUUUUCCAAACUGGAAGUGUAAUGAAUGCCAAACAGACAUGGUUAUGGUUUUAGUUCUCUAAUAGUGCAUGGUCAAGGAAAGCCCUUUAAAAGGAGCAACAAGUAGCAUUAUUUAUCUCUGGCCUGCCAAUUGUAUUAUUGCAUUACGAGAAACAUUUUUUUUUCUUUUCUUUUCUUUUUUCUUUUAUCCCCUUCCUCCCACCUUCCAAAAACAUGCCAGUAGGUGGAUUGAUGAUGCUAAAUUGCCUCAAGGUGUAAACGUAUGUGUGCGCAUGGUGUCCUGCAAUGUACUGGCGUCCUAUUCAGAGUGUUUUGUCCUGCUUCGCUCGCAGUAUUCCCGGGAUAGACUCCGGAUCCGGAGAUACCAUGUCCCCGAUCCGGUUUACUGAAGAUGUAUGAAUGAAUCAGUAUAUUUGUUUAAUGUCUGGCUGUUGCAGAAUCCAUAUUCAGCAACAUUUUCAUGACCAUCAUCUCUCACCACCUUGCAACAUUCCUUGUUCUCUGUGUGCGAUGUUCUUUAAUCCAGAUAUUUCAGAUUUUAUCGAAAAUCUUUGCUCCUUUUUGCUCCUUUCUUCUCUAAUGCAAACUUUUAUCUAUGACCUGACACUUUUGUUUGUUUAAGCUGGAUUAUUAGUGUUAUCUGACUUGUUCGUGUGUUUGUGAUGUGUAAGAUUGAGGAGUGUGUGUGGUUUAUACAUUUAACUGAGAUUUCGAGGCCUACUGUAUAUGCGCUGUUCUUUUUUUUUUGUUGUUCAUGCAGAAUGUUGUUGUUUAUUUUUAUAAAGAAUAAAGUGCUGGAGGGAAAACAUUG